Funneliformis mosseae is the source of this 4341-nucleotide messenger RNA. NCBI's taxonomy places the organism in Eukaryota, Fungi, Glomeromycota, Glomeromycetes, Glomerales, Glomeraceae. The record is from the annotation of a GenBank genome assembly.
AUGUUCGAUCAUUUAAAAUUUUGGAGGCCCCGAAAGUCACAAUUACUUGCUCGUCAAGUAUUCGUCAACGAGCCUCUACCCGCCGCAAAGCUUGAUAAACACGGACGGCCGAAACAACUAUAUGUUACAAAUAAAGUUAUCACUUCGAAAUACAAUAUUUUCACUUUUAUUCCAAAAAAUUUAUAUGAACAAUUCCGUCGCAUCGCAAAUUUUUUCUUUUUAUUGCUGGUCGUUUUACAAUGGUUUCCUGAAUUCGCUACUAUUGAACCUGUGGUGGCAGCAUUACCCAUGUUCAUUAUAUUGGGUAUAACUGCGAUUAAAGAUGCUUUUGAAGAUUUCAAACGUCAUGUAACUGAUAGAUCAGUUAAUAAUAGAAAAACGUGGACGUUGGGAAAUUGGACAAACGUCAACUAUGUUGAUGGAACGUCUACCUCCUCCAGUAAUUUGAUGUCAUCUUUAUUUAGUAAAAAAACUGUCGUUAGUAAAUCAGAGGAGGGAAAGGGUCCGGAUUGGAAGCAAACCAUGUUUAUGAAUGUACGUGUCGGCGAUUUCAUUAAGUUACGUAAUGAUGAUUUCAUUCCAGCUGACAUCAUCAUCCUUUCAACAUCGGAACCUAAUUCCCUUUGUUAUGUUGAGACAAAAAAUCUUGAUGGGGAAACAAAUCUUAAAAUAAGAUCAAGUGUUCCAGAGACUGAUCAUUUAACUACACCAGAAGAUUGUGCACAAAUUCAGUUCUAUGUUGACUCGGAACCUCCUACAACCAAUUUAUUCAGCUAUAAUGCUACUUUAGUAUUCCCUAAGGGAUUACAAGACAGACCACGUUCUCGCAGUGGAUCGAAAAUUCCAGUUAACUUGAAUUCAAUUUUAUUAAGAGGUUGCGUUUUAAAAAACACUGAAUGGGUCAUUGGUUUAGUAGUAUUUACUGGCACUGAUACUAAGCUUUCAUUGAAUUCCGGUGCUACUCCAUCAAAAAGAAGUCGUAUCGAAAAAAAGAUGAAUCCACAAGUUCUAGCGAAUUUGAGUAUAAUGGCAAUUUUGUGUACUUUGUGUGCCAUUGGUAGCAAGAUUUGGGAAACGAGAUUUUUUAGCAGGAGUUCAACAUAUAUCGAACAAGGAGGUAGAGGUAUCGAAUUGAAUGCCUUCUUGGCCUUUUGCAAUGCUUUGAUCGUUUUUCAAAACAUCGUUCCCAUUUCAUUAUACUUAUCAAUUGAAUUUGUCAAGUCUGUUCAAGCUUUCUUUAUUUACAUGGAUGAUGAAAUGCGUUAUGCUGAAACAGAUACUCCUUGCAUUCCUAAAAAUUGGAAUUUGUCAGAUGAUUUGGGUCAAAUCGAAUAUAUUUUCUCUGAUAAGACUGGCACUUUAACACGAAAUGUAAUGGAGUUUCGAAAAUGUUCUAUUGGUGGAAAGGCGUAUCAUGGUGAAACCUUGGAUGGUGACACUGAAGUUGGUACAUCCACGCCGAGUAUAAUAUUGAAUGAUCAUGAAAAACCAACACCAAUCCUAAUUCCAAAUUCGACAACUGGUUCUCAAUCAAAUGUUCCUAAAAAUUCUGGCUUUUCUAAGAAUAAUAAUGAAAAUAAAAAGGAGUCAAAAGAAAAUUUAACGAAAAAGGUUUUUGCUGAUAACGAACUUUUGCGAGAUAUGGAAUCUGGCGAUCCUUGUCACGCAAAGACUAUUAAUGACUUCUUCACCCUUCUCGCCAUUUGUCAUACCGUGCUGGUCAGUACAAAUGCUGAUGGAGAACCACAAUAUAAAGCCCAAUCACCUGAUGAAUCUGCACUUGUACAGGCUGCGAAAGAAAUGGGUUAUACUUUUCGUUCACGUGAACCUGAUAAUAUUGUCAUUACUGCACCAAGCGGUAAAGAAGUUCAUUUUGAGUUAUUGAAUGUUCUUGAAUUUACAAGUACAAGGAAAAGGAUGAGUAUUAUUGUGCGAUCACCGUUGGAUGGUCGUAUAACCUUAUAUUGCAAAGGGGCCGAUAAUGUUAUUUUCGAGCGAUUAAAAAGUGGUCAGGAUUAUAGGUUGAAUAUAACCGGCGAGCACUUGGAAGAGUUCGCAAAAGAAGGUCUUCGGACGCUUUGUUUAGGUUACGCGGAAAUUGAUCCUGGUUUCUAUCAAAAUUGGAUCGGAGAUUAUCGUGAAGCAUCAACUUCACUUACGGAUCGUGAUAAAAGGAUUGCAACUGUUAGCGAUAGAAUUGAAAAAGAUUUGAUAUUACUUGGUGCCACCGCGAUCGAAGAUCGCUUGCAAGAAGGUGUACCGGAAUGUAUUGCAACUCUUAAACGCGCAGGUAUUAAAAUAUGGGUCUUGACGGGUGAUAAGAUGGAAACUGCAAUAAGUAUCGGAUUUUCAACUUGCUUAUUAAACCGAGACAUGAACCUUAUUAUUAUUCGUGGAGGUGCUUAUGGAGAGUCGGGUAGCGCUUAUGAACAAAUGCGUAGCGCUGUUGAAAAGUUCUUUCCUACCGAUCAGGAUAUUAAAAAUAAUAUGCGGUCUGUACAAGCCCCCCCUGUUACAUCAGUUAAUAGUGUCCCUCGAUCAUCGAUCUCCCAUUCGCAUGAGUUGAGCACAGGAGGGGCCUUUUCUUUUAUGUCAGGUAUUUCGAAUACGCAAAGGCUUGGAGGACAUGCUUUAAUAAUUGAUGGAGUAGCAUUAAAGUAUGCUUUGGAAGAACCUUGGAGUAGAAAUUUAUUAUUGGAUCUGGCUUGUCGAUGUAAAGGUGUUGUUUGUUGUCGAGUGUCACCAUUACAAAAGGCUAAAGUUGUGGAAUUAGUCAAGUGUGGAAAAAACGUGAUGACUUGUGCUAUCGGUGAUGGAGCUAACGACGUUAGUAUGAUCCAGGCUGCUCAUAUUGGUAUAGGAGUUGCAGGAGAAGAAGGAUUACAGGCUGUCAUGGCAUCAGAUUAUGCUAUAGCACAAUUUCGAUAUCUCACUCGUCUUUUAUUGGUUCACGGACAUUACGCAUACAUUCGCAACUCUUCCAUGAUCCUCAAUUUUUUUUAUAAGAAUAUGAUCGGUGUUGGAGUCUUAUUUUUGUAUCAAUUCUUCUGUGGGUACUCUACAACUAUCAUCUUUGAGUACACCUACACAUUAUUUUGGAAUCUGUUUUUCACAUGUACAGCUGUGCUGGCAAUUGGGGUUUUCGAUCGUGAUGUGCCUGAUAGAGUUGCUAUCGAGGUACCUGAAUUAUAUAAGAGGGGUAUUAAUCGAGAAGCAUAUAAGAUGCGAACAUUUUUGUAUUUUAUGUUUGAAGGCGUUUAUCAAUCUUUGGUCUGCUUCUUUAUUCCAUAUUCUGCUUAUCAAAGAGGAAGUGUCAAUCCUGAAGGACGCGCACCUGAUUAUCUUGAAAUGGGUACGACAAUGGCGGCUGCAAGUAUCACGAUGGCAAAUUUAUUCACCGGAUUUAAUGCACAAUGUUGGACAAUAUUUCAUUUUAUUUCUGUUUUUGGUUCGAUGGCUUUAUUCUUCGUUUACAUUGCUGUCUAUAAUUUAAUGCCAUUUUCGGAAACUUAUGGAUUUAAUUAUGUUGUGUAUAGAGGGGGGGUCUUUUGGUUUUGCUUAUUAUUGUCCACAGUACUUUCCAUUCUUCCAAGAUACACUUUAAGAUAUUAUCAAAGAAAUUACAACCCUAUUAACGUUAAUAUUAUACAAGAGAUUGUCAAGAAGAAUCCAGAACAUAACUUUAUACAUGAUCCUAAUAUAUAUAGAGGCAUAAGCUUGACCAAAAAACCAACGAGAGAUUCAUUAUUUUCAAGAAAUGAAUCGAUAUCGCCUAUAACCGCCGAGACAGGAUUGACAUACACUCCGCGUCCAAGCUUUGCUACAGAGCGUACAAGUUCAGACAUUCGCAUACAUGGACAGCAAUUUAUUCCACCUGUUCCUCUUAUUCCAUCAGAUUACACUAGUAAUACUUCGGAUACGCAAGAAGUUCCCACAAGCAUGACAUAUAUGAGAACCGGAUUAACGGAACCAAUGCGUGGUUAUGCAUUCUCACAAGAGGAAGGGACGGGUCGUAUCAUGGCACUACCUUUAAGACGACGGAAGACAAAUCCUGGACCUAUUGGACAUUUUAGAACAAUAAACGAAGAAAAUAGUUUACGACGUAGAAGUUUGCCGGAAGUCAGAUCUAUGAUCGACGCUUUCGAAGAUGGAGGAGAAAGGACACGAAUAGUACAAUUUAGGGAAUCGAUAGGUGGAAAUACUAUGGUAUCGAGUGCUGUCCCUUCAAGAAGGCAGAGUGAAAAUGUUUCAGGCAUUCAAUCAGACGAAAAUGAUCAUGAGCAUCAAAUUCAAACAAACGUUGAGGAUCAACCAAAAUCUAUAGACAAUAAUGAAAGUUGA